UGACAAGCAUACCCAAGAAGAUGGCGCCACCAAAAGUGCCCAAGAAGGCUGUCAAGUCGAUGGAGAAGCCAAUCGAGAAGCCGAUAUCGAAAUCGAAGAAGUUGAAGAAGAAAAAUUACCAGUCUUUCUCCAUCUACAUAUACAGACUCCUUCGUUCGAUGACACAGGACUCAGAUUUGGGGAUAACACGGAAAAGCAUGUUGAUAAUGAAUAAUUUCGUAAACGACAUGCUAGAGAAGAUCGCUGUGGAAGCCAGCAGACUCGUGGUACAUGGGAAGAAGACCACGAUGGGAAGCCAGGAGGUACAAUCAGCAGUCAGGCUCCUGCUCCCAGGAGAGUUGGCGAAACAUGCAAAUAUAGAAGGAAUUAAAGCUCUCAACUUGUACCACACAAGUCACAUGAAAGAUAAAGCGAAGAAAACUUGA
Messenger RNA from Chilo suppressalis (striped riceborer), 425 nucleotides. NCBI's taxonomy places the organism in Eukaryota, Metazoa, Arthropoda, Insecta, Lepidoptera, Crambidae. The record is from the annotation of a GenBank genome assembly.